This is a messenger RNA of Cuscuta europaea, 709 nucleotides long. The record is from the annotation of a GenBank genome assembly. NCBI's taxonomy places the organism in Eukaryota, Viridiplantae, Streptophyta, Magnoliopsida, Solanales, Convolvulaceae.
GUAGUCAAUUAUAGUUUAAAGUCAUGGAUGCUAAAUAAGUGUUGAAGAAGACGUUCAUUUUCUCCCUUAAAUUAAAUGAAGGGUGGAAUCCUCGAAGUACUUCUUGCUAGUGCCGAAGGCAUUGGCCACAAUCUUGGGAAAGGAAACUACUAUGUGAUUAUUGAAUGUGGAUCACAAGUGUACAAGAGCAAAAUUUCGAGAGGGUAUCCAAAAGAGAUUUGCUGGAAUCAGAAAUUCACAUUUGAAUUACCAAUGGCAGAUCUGGAAAAAUAUUACCACCUAAAGUUAAAAAUCAUGCAUGAUGAUGUUUUUACGAAUGGAUUUGUGGGCAAAACCAUAGUACACUUGAAGGGGAUAAUCGCAGAGGGAAACGAGCGUGGAUUUGUUGAGAUGAAACCAAUGCCCCAUAAUGUUACUCUUGAAGAUGACAGAUAUAAGGGACAAUUAAAUAUUGGAUUAAGUUUCACCCCCAAGAGAAUUACACAAGCAAGGGUGAUCGAGCUGGUGCAAGAGAAAAAUGGAAUCAAGCAAUUGGUAUAUCGGAAAGUGAUUAAACUUUUCCAAAUCCAAUGGUGGCGGCGUUAUCAUACUAGCUAGUAGAUGAUUAUUAUAAUCAGUUUUAACAAGUAUUUGAGUUUCAAACCGUACAACGAAUUGAAAUCACAUUAUUUUGAGAAUGUUUGUUUGUAAUAUAAUUUUUGUUUAGAAA